Molecule: messenger RNA, 455 nt
Organism: Nothobranchius furzeri (turquoise killifish)
Lineage: Eukaryota; Metazoa; Chordata; Actinopteri; Cyprinodontiformes; Nothobranchiidae
Gene: rpl34
Product: ribosomal protein L34
Biological process (GO): translation
Cellular component (GO): ribosome; cytosolic large ribosomal subunit
Molecular function (GO): structural constituent of ribosome
Source: RefSeq, a predicted model, not a curated record
AUACUAAAGUCUAACUUCCGCCCACUUCUUUCUCUUCCGGUUACGGCGAAAACAGCUCCAGGAUGGUGCAGCGCCUGACUUAUCGCCGUAGGUUGUCCUACAACACCGCCUCUAAUAAAACCAGACUAUCACGGACACCUGGCAACCGAAUUGUGUACCUGUACACCAAGAAGGUUGGCAAAGCCCCCAAGUCAGCAUGUGGCAUCUGCCCCGGUAGACUGCGUGGUAUUCGUGCCGUUAGACCCCAGGUUCUGAUGAGGCUCUCCAAGACCAAGAAGCAUGUCAGCAGGGCUUAUGGUGGAUCCAUGUGUGCAAAGUGUGUCCGUGACAGGAUCAAGCGUGCUUUCCUGAUUGAGGAGCAGAAGAUCGUUGUCAAGGUGCUUAAGGCACAAGCACAGAGCCAGAAAACGAAGUAAAAUGUGUAUUUGCAUUGCCACAAUAAAAAAAAAACAUUA